This is a messenger RNA of Osmia lignaria (orchard mason bee), 2171 nucleotides long. It is a transcript of the gene thoc5, whose product is annotated as THO complex subunit 5. Gene Ontology annotation, biological process: mRNA export from nucleus. Gene Ontology annotation, molecular function: mRNA binding. Gene Ontology annotation, cellular component: THO complex part of transcription export complex. The record is from RefSeq and is a predicted model, not a curated record. Lineage: Eukaryota; Metazoa; Arthropoda; Insecta; Hymenoptera; Megachilidae.
CAAAUAUUUAAUAACAAAUUUAAGAACAUACUUAUAUAAUUGUAUAAAUAUAUUGUAGAAAAAUAAAAUAUUGUUUCUUUAUAUAUGUAUUAAGUAAUACAAACAGAAAUCAUGGGAAAAGAGAGUGAAUCUGAUACCUCAAAGAAGAGAAGAAAAUCAGUCAGUGGAAAUUCUGGAGUAUCUCUUAAAGAUGGAGAUAUGUAUAAGGCUAUAAUAAGUUAUGAGGAAAAGGAAGCUAUGGAACGUUUACCAGAGAACGACUCAGAAAACUUUUUAUCAACUUGUGACAGUAUACGUAAAGCGAUGAAUAAAAUAGCAAAGUUGAAAAGCUCCAAUGAUCCAAGUACCAAAGAUGAAAUACAUGAGCUUCAAGUUCAAACGUCAUUAGCAUUUAUUGAAUUGAAGAAAUUAAAUAGAAUGGAAAAAUUUCGUACAAAGUUUGCAAGAGAUUCUCUUGUAUCUUCGAAGAGCAGUGUCGACAGUAGGCAUUUACAUUUACAAAAUUUGUUAUAUGAAGUGAUGCAUUUGAAAAAGGAAGUUAUUAAAUGUCUACAAUUUAAAUCUAAAGAUGAGUUAAUACAACUGGUUUCAGAAGAAGAAUUUUAUAAAGAAGCACCUGAAAGUAUUUCUAGACGGGAUAUAACAGUAAACAAUCCUCAUCAAUUGAGAUUAGCACGUUUAGAAUGGGAAUUAACACAAAGGAAACAGUUAGCUGCAUUAUGUGAUGAAUUGUCGGAAAAUAAGAAAGCAGUAGCGUUAAGUAUAGAUUCUAAGCAAACCAGGCUUGAUAAUCUUGCACCACAACUUCGUUCAAUACUAGAAGCAAGUAAGCCGCUACAAGAAAGUCUUGGUUUGCCAUUGGAUAAAAUUAGACAAGAACAUUACAAAGCAACGUUACUUCCUUCACCAUUAUAUGUUCUUUAUGCAAAAGCAUCUGCAUACAGAGACGCAUAUGAUAACUCUAUAACGGUAAAAGUGGAAGGUGACGAAGAAGAAGCAAAGCGUGCAAAUAAUCAAGACGGUUUGCAAGAAUCUGACUCUGAUCCUGAAAAUGUCUCUGAGAAUAUUAUCGAAGAAACUCCUGUGCAUAAAAAGCGACAUCAUAGGUUGUCCAGAGAAGCCAGACAGGAAGAAAAAAGGACUAAACUAGUUCAGAGACAUCCUUUGCACGUAAAAAUUGUUAUUAAACUGAAAAAUUUAUUUUCAGAUGAAACAAAGCUUACGUUACAGUUCUUUUAUAUGAUGGUUUUGAAAGUUGUGACUGUAGAAUCAAAAUUGAAAACUGAAGGAGUUGGGAGUACCAAUACCGGGGAUAUGUUGGUGUCAGAAUCAAUUUUACGUGAAUUGUAUCCAAGAGAUUUGGGAUUAGAAAGUCCAAAUCCUGCUAACUGUUAUCAAUUAGGUCGGCAUAACUUAGGACAGUUUGCAUCACUUGGAUUAGGAAUUCCAUAUAAAUGGGCGCAACGGAUGGCAGGAUUGCAUUUCAUUUCGCCCGAUUCACGUGAACAAGUGCCUACAAGUUCUGAAUUAAUACAAGACAACGUCGAAAGCGUACUGAGAGAAAUUAAAAGACGUGUGAAAGCAAGAUUAGAGUUGUGUACAGAGAUUCGACAACUAGAAUCUGGAAAUUUACCACCCUAUAGUACUACUAAUGAUGUACCACAGAAACUUAGUACAAUUUUACAAAAAUUCACAACAAUCUCCUGGAAUAAUUAUUCUAAUUCCAUUAAUCGUGCUCUCGAACAACAGGGAUUAGUAUCUUCAUUGGAUAUGUUUUAUGAAGCUGUACUUCGCAGAGGAAGUAAUGAAUUAAUAACAAAAAUAGCCAUAAAAGCAGAUUACCCAAAAAUAGCCCCAGUCUUUAGUAUAAACAUGAAUUCAACACUACCAGUACAUGGAGAUAUUUUGAGAGAUAUGGAAAGGGAAGUAAAUGUUAUGUGGACAAAAUCACCAACACUGUCUGCACAACUUCAGCGAUUAAGAGCCUGUUUUGAUAUUUAUUUGGAAACAGAAAAUAUCGUAUCAAAAGAGAAAAUAUUUUUCCAUGCUGUUAAAGGUCGCACUAGAGCUAGACCGUAUAAAUAUUUAGAAUUAGGUGGUGGAAUUUUUAUUCACCGUUAAUAUGAUUUCGUACAAAUCAAUAUAUAUAAAUAAAUACACUUUUAUUGAAA